This is a messenger RNA of Mesorhabditis spiculigera, 618 nucleotides long. Lineage: Eukaryota; Metazoa; Nematoda; Chromadorea; Rhabditida; Rhabditidae. The record is from the annotation of a GenBank genome assembly.
AUGCUUGGAUUUGACCCAGCAAGACGAAAGAUGUUGCACCGAUCCCAAACAUAUAAUGAAGCUUUAUUGCAGCCUGAAAGGAAGCGCUUUGCUUUAAAUUUUGGCCUAAACCGUUCGGCGAAUCGAUCUCUCGACUCAAGCGACUCAGAUGACUCAAUUCUCGAGGAGAAAAGCUUUAUCUGGGAUUGGCCCUUCUCGGCAGAUCGCAUCGCACAAGGAAUGUACACCAAGGAGAAAUUUGUUGUGAUUUUGCCCUUUAACAAAGGUGGCACUGGAGAUAAGAAUGGAACGACCAAAAAGUUCGAUCGUAUCGCUGAGAGUAACUUCUCGUGGUCCCUUGGGCUUAGCCGAGAUGAUAAGUUGCAAUCAACAUGCUUCUGGCGGCUAGAAAUCGAGAUUCAAAGGGAUUUGAAUGCGUUGGUUUUGGUCGCCAGCCGAGACAUUAGCCGCUACGAUGAUAAGACGAAACGCUUGAAGCGCGUGAGGAAGGUUUACAGAUUGCCUGAAUAUUACGACGUUGCCACAACAACGACCACGAUGUUUGAUUGGGCGGUCGUAGUAGAAGCGAGGAAAAGACACAUCAAUCGCCCCACUCUUCGUCGUGGAACCACUCUUUGC